Messenger RNA from Erythranthe guttata (spotted monkey flower), 1506 nucleotides. Its product is annotated as transcription factor PIF4. Gene Ontology annotation, molecular function: DNA-binding transcription factor activity; protein dimerization activity. The record is from RefSeq and is a predicted model, not a curated record. Gene Ontology annotation, biological process: regulation of DNA-templated transcription. Lineage: Eukaryota; Viridiplantae; Streptophyta; Magnoliopsida; Lamiales; Phrymaceae.
CUUUCUGCAGUGUUUUCUGAGAAAUUAAGGUAUGGAGUCUUGCCUUAUUCCUGAUUGGAAUACUGAAGUUGGAGUUGAAUUCCCAACCUCCAUUCAAAGAAAAUCUCUAGGAAUAGACAGUGAUCUAAUGGAGCUCUUAUGGCAAAAUGGGGAGCUAGUUCUGCACAGCCAAACAAACCACAGGAAAAUAAUCAACGACGAUCCCUCGUAUAAAUCGAAGCAAUCCCACAAUACGAAUAACCGAGUAUCGACAAGUGGCGCCACCGAAAUAUCCAACACUUUCAUCCAAGACGACGAGACGUCGUCGUGGAUCGAUUGCCCGAUCGACGAAUCUUUCGAGAAGGAGUUCUGCGCCAAUUUUUUGUCCGACGGAAUUCCUCUCCAGUGCGAAAACGUGCUGUUUUCACCGCCGCCAAGAUUCGAGUCAUUUAAUAAUAGUAAUAGUAAUAAUAAUAGUAAUUGUAAUAAUCAGGAGAUGCAUGUACAAAAAAGACGGGCGGAAAACGGUGGGGUCCCGGAAUGUUCCGGAAGGACUUUCGGAUCGAGCCACUGUGCGAGUAAUCAGGUAGUGGAUAAAGUAAAAAGCAGCGAGAGUAUGGAGAGAGAGACGAUCGGACAAGCGAUCGCUUCUUGCUCGGGUGGAUCUGGUAAUAGUAGUUUUUGGAAGACGAGCAGUCCGUGUUCGAACGAUACUACUAAUGGUCAUAAAAGGAAGAGUAGGGAUGUCGAAGAAUCGGAGUGUCGAAGUGAUGCAACUGAAUUGGAGUCGGGUUCGGGAAAUAAGUCUCGAACGAAUCGUAGGACUCGUGUAGCUGAAGUGCAUAACUUGUCCGAAAGGAGACGACGGGACAGGAUUAACGAGAAGAUGAAGGCAUUGCAGGAGCUUAUCCCUCACUCUAACAAGUCGGAUAAAGCAUCUAUGCUCGACGAGGCAAUUGAGUACAUGAAGUCCUUGCAAUUACAACUUCAGUUGAUGUGGAUGGGGAGUGGAAUGGGGCAGAUGAUGCUUCCGGGCCUGCAGCAGUACAUGUCGCGGGCCGGGAUGGGAGUGGGCCCGCAAAUGUAUCCAGCUCAUGUGGCGGUUCAAAAUCUGGUGCGUCUAUCGAGAUCGCCCCUCGUUCAUCAAGCAAUGAAUAUUGCCUCGAACCAAAAUCAAGGCCCGAUGGGACCCAGUCACGUCGUGGGCCCGGUUAAUUACCCGAAUCAUAUGCAGAAUUCGGGUUUUCACGAGCAAUAUGCUAAUUACAUGGGCUUUCAUUCGACACCUAAUGCGUCACAGCCGAUGAACAUGUUCAACUUCGGUUUCCAUUCGGCACAACAGAAUCAAGUAUCGGCACCACCGGCCAAUGGCAACGAAGCUAUUUGAAUCAUAAACGGCUGAUAAUAGACGAACCAUUCGACUUCCCGUAAACUAAAAUAAUUUUGUUUUACUAAUUAUUUUGUGAAAGGUAUCAAAAAUGUAAUUAAUUUAUCGGUACAUGAAUAUGUUCGAAAUUUAAGUCUUCA